AUGGACAACGGACGCCACCAGACAGCGGCCCAGUUGCAGCAUCCGCAACAAUCGCUUCCUUCCAUCUCGGCUCUGACAAGUGGACUACCACCAAAUGAUCAAAACAAUGCGGCUCUCCAUCAUCGCAAUGUCUCCGAGGUACGAGACUCCGGCAAUUGGUCUUUAUCGCAAGGCGCUAGCAAGCACUCAUCAGUCGUUUCAACGAGUGCGGGACUCAAUAUCCAGACCAUUCUGAAUGCUGAGGACUCGCCUGCUCGUAACUCGAUGCCAGAGACGCCAUCGUCUGCACGUUACCCUUCUGGUCCUCCCAAUGGAUUGCCUCUUCUCAGUCAAGGAUUCGAAAAUCGCAACAGUACCAUCUCCAAUGAGAUACCGUCUUCUCACCUGGAAUCUCGCCGUAGCAGUGUAGAUAGUCGCGUCAAUCAUGGAAUGAACCACCUCGCAAUCAGUCCUUCGUCGCCAUACGAAAGCCAGAACGCUUCACGGGUCUCUUUGGUCUCGAACCUGCAGCAACAGCGUGGUGUUCCUCAAGAUCCGCGCCAGAAUGUAAUGUCGCCACUAUCACCCCUAGGACCUCGAGCCAACGGCACACCUCGUAGCAAUGCCGCACCACGUCGUGCUCCUGUCAUCGGCCCAAUACCUCGUGGCGUCUCUGGCGCACCCGAUCCAACAGCGCAGGCACCGACCAAAGGUUUCGCCUGGGCCUUUCCAGAUGUCGCCGACAUUGACGAACGACGGGCCUCGAGUAGCUCUAGCGAACACAGACUAUCACGUCAAAAUAGCUUUGCCGCAUCCGUAAACAGCAGUGUCUACACGCAUGACUCAAGCAUGCCCGUCGGACAGAAGCGGUUUGACGACGAUAUUGGCACGACUCACCAUCAUUCCAUGCAACAUCGAUCCGUGAUCAGUCUACAGCCCGACCAUGGUGCAAGCCCCCAGAGCGGUAACUACUCACGCACCCCCGAAUUGCGUGUCAGCCACAAGAUGGCGGAAAGAAAACGCAGGAGUGAGAUGAAAGGACUGUUCGAUGAGCUCAACGGCAUUCUCCCAAACUCUCCGGGAAGCAAAUCAAGCAAAUGGGAAAUCCUGACCAAAUCAAUCGAAUACAUCAGAAGUCUCCAGCGAUCACAAGACCUGAUACGCGAGCAAAAUGCUCGGCUGCGGCCUGAUGCAGAGUAUGCUCAUCAGAUGCGGUCAGAGAACGAAGCGCUGAAAAGCGAACUAGCGACGCUGUGGCAAGCCGUCCGCCGAGCAGAUCCAAAUAACCCUCACAUCUAUGGACAAAUGACGAGUGCGCUCGCACAGCAGCAGUCGCAUGGUCCAGCUGGUGGAGCGCUACCGCCGAUAGCAGCACCGCCUCAAGCUCAUGCUAAUGCACACUGGGGUCCACCACCACCAAGCGCGAUGCAAGGCGUAGAGUUUGCAAACAGCCGCGCCUACGAGCACCGGUAG
Molecule: messenger RNA, 1452 nt
Organism: Pseudovirgaria hyperparasitica
Lineage: Eukaryota; Fungi; Ascomycota; Dothideomycetes; Acrospermales; Acrospermaceae
Exons: 2
Coding region: 1-1452 (483 amino acids)
Biological process (GO): positive regulation of transcription by RNA polymerase II
Cellular component (GO): RNA polymerase II transcription regulator complex
Molecular function (GO): DNA-binding transcription factor activity; protein dimerization activity
Source: RefSeq, a predicted model, not a curated record